Molecule: messenger RNA, 2246 nt
Organism: Nothoprocta perdicaria
Lineage: Eukaryota; Metazoa; Chordata; Aves; Tinamiformes; Tinamidae
Gene: SLC30A10
Product: solute carrier family 30 member 10
Exons: 4
Coding region: 1-1311 (436 amino acids)
Biological process (GO): intracellular zinc ion homeostasis; detoxification of zinc ion; manganese ion transport
Cellular component (GO): membrane
Molecular function (GO): zinc ion transmembrane transporter activity
Source: RefSeq, a predicted model, not a curated record
AUGGGGCGGUACUCGGGCAAGACGUGCCGCCUCAUCUUCAUGCUCGUGCUCACCGUGGGCUUCUUCGUGGCCGAGCUGGUGUCGGGCUACCUGGGCAACUCCAUCGCGCUCGUGUCCGACUCCUUCAACAUGCUCUCGGACCUCAUCUCGCUGUGCGUGGGGCUCUCCACGGGCCGCAUCGCGCGGCGCAGCCGCCGCGGGCCGCGCGCCACCUACGGCUACAGCCGCGCCGAGGCGGUGGGCGCGCUCAGCAACGCCGUCUUCCUCACGGCGCUCUGCUUCACCAUCUGCGUGGAGGCCGCGCUGCGCCUCGCGCGGCCCGAGCGCAUCGACGACGCGCAGCUCGUGCUCAUCGUGGGCGCGCUCGGCCUCGCCGUCAACGUCGUGGGGCUCCUCGUCUUCCAGGACUGGGCCGCCUGCUGCCGCUGCCGCCGCCGCCCGCCCCCCGACAGCGGCGCCGCCGCGGAGCCCCCCGAUGCCGCCGCGGAGCCCCCCGAUGCCGGCGCAGCAGGUGAUUCCCCAAACGACCAAAAGCAGCCUGAGGGGAGGUCUGAGAGGAAAACGGAGAAGAAGUCCGAAGCCUUGAACAUCCGAGGUGUUCUUUUGCAUGUUAUGGGCGAUGCACUUGGCUCUGUGGUUGUGGUGRUUGCAGCUACAAUCUUUCACGUGCUUCCCCUGAGUGCGGAUGCUCCCUGUAACUGGCAAUGCUAUAUCGAUCCAAGCCUGACCAUYGUUAUGGUGAUCAUCAUUUUGUCUUCUGCAUUCCCACUUAUCAAAGAGACCUCGAUCAUUUUGCUACAGAUGGUUCCCAAAGGUGUUAAUAUGCAGCUAUUGACUGACAGUCUAGCUCACGUACCAGGGGUUAUCAGCCUGCACGAGGUGCACGUCUGGGAGCUGGCAGGUGGGAAGAACAUYGCUACUCUACACGUCAAGUGCCAAACGCCUACUGAUUACCAAGAUGCUGCUUAUAAAAUCCGGAAGCUUUUCCAUGAAGCGGGGAUCCACUCGGUGACCAUCCAGCCUGAGUACCUUGAUCAGAAGAGCCCRUCGCUGCUCUGCAGCUCACCCUGCAUCUCCAGGGAGUGCGACUCUCAGCUCUGCUGCAGUCAGCAGGAGGCUUCGCUGCCCAAAAGCAACGGCUGCGUGGAGAAAAGCGAGAGGGGCCUCCCUGCACUGCCAAAGGACAAUGGUGCAAGUAAAAAUGACAUUGAGAUCCCUAUUGAGAGCCCUGUGUCAGAGGAUAGCAUUAAUAAUGUGAAGAAUUGUACCAUGUUUGAUGACAAGUCACAGUCGAGCAGCACGCGAUUUUAAGCAGCUCACUCUGUGCAACUUGUCCUCAAGAGCAAGAGUGCCCUGGCCACAGAGUGGGCUGUCCUGGGGUGUAGCCACAGUUGGGGUGGCAAAAAGAAAUCUGGGCUUUAGCUGCAAACCAAAAUACACUUAAAAAGCUUGCAUCUGAAAUAAGGAUUAAUAGUGUCCUGUAAAGUCUUGCAUUCAUCUAAGGUUUCUCUGAUACAGCCUAACAUAGAUCCUUUAUCAAACUACGUGUGCACUUCUGUUCUUAGGGGGAAUCAGGUGUAUUGCUGUCCACACUGACGUUUGCAGUUUAUGGCCAGUGGCACUGCAAAUUCAACUUGGCCUUUUCUGCUGAAUGGGGCUGCUUCCUCAAAGCCUUGUAGUGAGUGAGUGCUGGGCUGAAGUACUGUAUAUUUAUAAAGGACUUGUUGCUUUGUUCCUCCUUAAAGCCCAUUUUGCAUAGACAGGAGUUCAUUUUUUAAUAGGAACUCUUGUGCCUUUGUACUGUGAGUGUUUGAGUGAAUCUGAAAGUGUAUAAUGGGGAGAGGAAGCACUUGGGAAAGUUUGACUUGCAUUGUUUUCUUGAUUGCUCUGUCUCUAAAUACAGAAGUCAGAACUAGAGCCUUAGCUUAAUCACGGAGAAGUGUGYUAAAGAAUACACUUCCUACCAUGACAGCUAAGGAAUCCUUACUGGCUAAUAUUGUCUCUGCUGAUUCAAGUAAAUGAAAAUGCAGACAGCCAUCAACUUUUCUUGUUCACUGUUGUGAUUAUACAACUCUUUUUAAUGACAUCAGAAAUUGUAAUAACCAGAGACACUUAAUUCAUUGUCACAUGGAAUGAUUGCAGUAUCUGCAACACUGAGUAUUGUCAUUUUUCAUGAUGAAUAAACAAGCUAAUAUAUCUGUUAGGAAUAGUCAGAAUUCUGCAAUUCCAUUCUAUAAUUAAGACAC